Messenger RNA from Phyllostomus hastatus (greater spear-nosed bat), 1180 nucleotides. RefSeq names its product Wnt family member 3A (gene WNT3A). Bases 120 to 1178 code for a protein of 352 amino acids. The record is from RefSeq and is a predicted model, not a curated record. Lineage: Eukaryota; Metazoa; Chordata; Mammalia; Chiroptera; Phyllostomidae. Gene Ontology annotation, biological process: neuron differentiation; canonical Wnt signaling pathway; multicellular organism development. The transcript has 4 exons. Gene Ontology annotation, molecular function: cytokine activity; frizzled binding. Gene Ontology annotation, cellular component: extracellular region.
GCACACCCGCGAACACCCGCGCUCCCCGCGCACCCCGAGGCCCCAGAAGGGCCCAGCGCCGCCACUCGCCAGCUCCCAGGGCCCCGGCCCGCCCGGUGCCCGCGCUCUCCCGCCUGGCCAUGGCCCCGCUCGUGUACUUCUUAUUCCUCCACUGCCUGAAGCAGGCGCUGGGCAGCUAUCCGAUCUGGUGGUCCCUAGCUGUUGGGCCCCAGUAUUCGUCCCUGGGCACGCAGCCCAUCCUCUGUGCCAGUAUCCCGGGCCUAGUACCCAAACAGCUGCGCUUCUGCCGGAACUACGUGGAGAUCAUGCCCAGCGUGGCAGAGGGUGUCAGGAUCAGCAUCGAAGAGUGCCAGCACCAGUUCCGAGGCCGUCGGUGGAAUUGCACCACCAUCAACAAUAGCCUGGCCAUCUUUGGCCCUGUGCUGGACAAAGCCACCCGUGAGUCUGCCUUCGUGCACGCCAUUGCCGCAGCUGGUGUGGCCUUUGCUGUGACCCGCUCGUGUGCUGAAGGCUCCGCUGCCAUCUGUGGAUGCAGCAGCCGUCACCUGGGCUUACCUGGCCAUGGCUGGAAGUGGGGCGGCUGCAGCGAGGACAUCGAGUUUGGAGGGAUGGUGUCCCGGGAGUUUGCAGAUGCUCGGGAGAACAGGCCCGAUGCCCGCUCUGCCAUGAACCGCCACAACAAUGAGGCAGGACGCCAAGCCAUCGCCAGUCACAUGCAUCUCAAGUGCAAGUGCCACGGGCUGUCGGGGAGCUGCGAGGUAAAGACCUGCUGGUGGUCGCAGCCCGACUUCCGUGCCAUCGGCGACUUCCUCAAGGACAAAUACGACAGCGCCUCGGAGAUGGUGGUGGAGAAACACCGUGAGUCGCGCGGCUGGGUGGAGACGCUGCGGCCUCGCUACACCUACUUCAAGGUGCCUACGGAGCGUGACCUGGUCUACUACGAGGCAUCGCCCAACUUCUGCGAGCCCAAUCCCGAGACUGGCUCCUUCGGCACACGAGACCGCACCUGCAACGUGAGCUCACCAGGCAUCGACGGCUGCGACCUGCUAUGCUGUGGCCGCGGGCACAACGCGCGCGCUGAGCAGCGCCUGGAGAAGUGCCUCUGCGUCUUCCACUGGUGCUGCUACGUUAGCUGCCAGGAGUGCGCGCGCGUCUACGACGUGCACACCUGCAAGUAGCU